AUGGCGACUACGCAAGAGAUGCAGAAGAGUGAGAAGACGGGGCAGGAGAACGCAGAAGGCGAUUCAUCGUCGCUGCCCACGGAGCAAGAUACCGACACUGCUGCCGCCGAGGCCGCCAUGGCCGACAAGCACAAGACAGGAAUAGACGGGCCAGUCACUGCCUCAGACGUGGAAAAGGCCGCGCCCACAACGGCUGUUGGUGAAGACGACCAGUGGUCGGUAUGGUCGACCCGAGGGAAACGCACCAUCAUUUUCUCGGCCUCCUUCGCCUCGCUCUUGUCACCACUUUCCAGCAACAUCUACUUCCCAGCUCUUGAGCCCAUCGCAAGAGACUUGCACGUCUCCAACACCCUGGUCAACCUGUCCAUCUCGACCUACAUCAUCCUCCAAGGCAUCGCUCCGACAUUCUCGGCUCAACUGUCCGAUACCUCCGGACGUAGGCCAAUUUACUUGGUCUGUCUCAUCCUCUUCCUUGCCGCAAACAUUGGCCUGGCCGUGCAAGACAGCUAUGCGGCCCUGCUGGUCCUGCGAUGUGUCCAAAGUGCAGGCAGCAGUGGUAUAGCAGCCCUGUCCAAUGCAGUAGCCGCAGACGUCGCGACGCCAGCCGAGCGAGGGAGUUACGUCUCGUUUGCGUCCGCCCUCCCCAUGCUCGCCACGGCUAUUGGACCCGUCAUCGGUGGACUGAUGGCCCAAUUUGCCGGAUGGCAUUCGAUCUUCUGGCUUCUCACCGCGCUGGCUGGCGUCGUCACCAUUCCGAUAGCCCUCUUCUUCCCCGAGACCUGUCGCAAGGUUGUCGGCAGCGGCGCUAUUCCACCGCCCAGAUGGGAUAGAUGCUACAUCAACGUGUGGUACGAACGACGAACUAUAAGUCAGGGCAAAGAGGUCCCGUACGGGCAGCGUGAUGAUCUGGCCAGGGCGCGAAAGCUAAGAUUCCCGAAUCCUUUAGGCCCAAUCACACUCCUCCUCCAGCGGGAGUGCGGGUGGGCUCUGCUGUACAGCUCCAUCCUGGCCUGCUCAUUCUAUGCUACCCUCGCCUUGAUCCCGUCACAGUUUGGCAGGAUAUACAGUUUCAACGAGCUGCAGAUUUCCCUCUGCUAUCUCCCGUUCGGGAUCGGUGCUCUCGCUGCAGCCUUCAGCCGCGGCAAGUUCAUCGAUGCGAACUUUCACCGCCACGCGAGGCGCCUCCGGAUUACCGUCGAAAAGAACCGCCGGACCGACCUGACCGGGUUCCCCAUCGAGCGUGCAAGGCUCGAGGUCGCAGUACCGACGAUCGUCUUGACCACCGCGUGCACCAUCGCGGUCGGCUGGAUGCUGCAAAAAUCUGUCCACCUAUCAGGCCCGCUGAUCAUGCUAUUCUGCAUUGGGUAUUGUGCGUCGGCAUCUCUAAACUGCAUCGCGGCGCUGUUGCUGGACCUCUAUGUGGGGAGGGCGGGCACCGUGACCGCGUCGAACAACCUACUGAGGUGCCUCCUGGGGGCUGGCGCGACUGCUGCCACGGUGCCCAUGAUCGAUGGUGUCGGGAUUGGCUGGGCGAUGACGAUAUUCGGCCUGUUGAACACCGUCUUCAUGCCGCUGCUGUGGUAUAUCAUGAAGCAAGGUCCAAAAUGGCGAGAGCGAAGAGCGGCGAAGACGUCAUAG
This is a messenger RNA of Diaporthe citri, 1638 nucleotides long. RefSeq lists its product as uncharacterized. The transcript is spliced from 2 exons. Gene Ontology annotation, molecular function: transmembrane transporter activity. The record is from RefSeq and is a predicted model, not a curated record. NCBI's taxonomy places the organism in Eukaryota, Fungi, Ascomycota, Sordariomycetes, Diaporthales, Diaporthaceae. Gene Ontology annotation, biological process: transmembrane transport. Bases 1 to 1638 code for a protein of 545 amino acids.